AGACGGCUCUUGCCGAUUCGUUCUGAAAGUUCUCUCGGCAGUGAUUCGUGACAUUUUAGCCUCGAGUGAAGCAUGAUACACACUCGUGAAAGGAGGAUGAUACUGAAGGAUCGUUUAGAAAAAGAUAUAGUAUCGCAAAUGCAUUUAUCUGAUAUAAGAAACGUAGCAUGUCGUGUCCUCAUUCAUUAGAAAAAUAGUACGAGCAACAGAGAAGAAAAACGCUGCCAAAAUCCAUAAUUUCAGGAAAAAAGCCGCUCUUUUUUUCUUUAAGGAUUUAAAAGAACUUUGGUGCCGAUGAAAAGUGUAUAAGACGAUAAAGUGAUUGAGAUAGCGGUGACCCUUUCGCUUAUUUUUACGGAAUCCUUCGUUGGAAUGUUCUAAUGAUGCUGCGUACGUUGUAACGUGAACGAUACUCUCCAGAACCCAAGGAAAGUAUGGUCCAAAGGAUACCAAAAUGAAAACGACUCGAAACCCUCCUACAUUUUGGAGAUGGAAGAGAAGAAGAAAAGCGCGCACGAGCAAAAUUACGCCGAUUACGAUCCGUAUAAUUACAGAAUGGUGGAGCACCCGACCACCAACGCGGAGACGAUGCUACACCUGUUGAAGGGUAGUCUGGGCACUGGGAUCCUCGCGAUGCCGAAGGCCUUCUACAAUGCCGGUUACAUCAUCGGCCUGAUCGCCACGUUUAUCAUAGGAUUAUUCUGUACGUACUGUAUGCGAAUCCUCGUACAAUCGGAGUAUGAGCUGUGCAAGAGGCUGCGGGUGCCAUCCAUGUCGUAUCCGGCGACCGCGGAAGCUGCGUUGGCGGAAGGACCGAUGUGGCUGAGACGGUGUUCCAGAGCCUCCGUUCACAUAAUAAACGGCUUCCUAAUGAUAUAUCAGAUGGGCACUUGCUGCGUCUACGUGGUAUUCAUCGCCAGCAACCUGCAACUGGCGCUGAAAACAUGGAUUAAUCUGGACCUGAAUGUAUACAUGGCGAUUAUCUUGUUGCCCUUAAUCCUCGUCAACUACAUUAGGAAUCUGAAAUUCUUGGCACCGUUCUCGACGCUUGCGAACGUUCUUAUGUUCGCCGGAUUUGCCAUCAUACUCUACUUCAUUUUCCGGGAACCCUUGUCGUUCAAAGAUCGCGCGCCCGUCGGAAAUAUCGCAAAUUUCCCACUCUUCUUCGGCACCGUCCUUUUCGCUCUCGAAGCUAUUGGCGUGAUCAUGCCGUUGGAGAACGAGAUGAAGACGCCGAAAGCCUUCAUGAAGCCGUUCGGUGUCCUCAAUCUUUCCAUGAGCGUCAUAAUAGUGUUGUACGCUGGCUUGGGAUUCUUCGGAUACAUACGUUAUGGCAGUGACAUCGAAGGUAGCAUUACGCUCAGUCUGCCCACCGAUGAAAAGGUGGGCAAAGCGGUGCAGAUUAUCUUAGCCAUCGCUAUCUUCUUCACGCAUCCCAUUCAAUGUUACGUCGCUAUCGACAUCGCGUGGAACGAGUACAUCAGCCCUGCGAUUGGUAAACAUCGCUUCAAACUGGUCUGGGAAUAUGUGGUUAGGACAGUUAUAAUCCUGCUCACUUUUGUGUUGGCGAUUACAGUACAGCAGCUGGAUCUCUUCAUCUCGUUAUUCGGUGCGUUCUGCUUGUCGGGUUUAGGACUCGCUUUCCCGGCGAUCAUACAGAUAUGCACCUUUUGGAAGAUCGCGGAACCUAGAGAGAGGAAGAUCAUGCUGGCGAAGAACAUCUGCCUGAUACUAAUCGGAGUCCUGGGUUUGAUAGCAGGCACUUUCUCGAGUAUCAGCGAGAUCGUGGAAAAAUUCUCAAAAAAGUGAUGACGAUUUGUGACCAGGCCGUGCAAUGAUAUUGCAAUCGAAAGGGGGGAUAAGUCAUUCUCCGCGUGAGAAAUGAACAGUGAUAAUGUGAUACGUAGUUUGAAGUUCAUCAUUCGCCAAGAGUAAAAAGUGGCAUCUAAAAAUGAGCGUGCAUUUAGAGGCUUUAGCCGUGCGAAUAAACAUCAUUGUACGACACGAUGUAUCACACACAGAGAAAACACGAAGGAGAGGGGUGAAGUUCCUAAGUGCGCUUUUAGUGCGGUUUCACGGGCGUUCAUAUACAUAAGACUGUUAUGACGUGGCAGGACCUGAGCAGCACACGUAUUCGGCGCGUGCAGCCGGUAUGUAAAAAAGGUUUCAUUGUACAGAAAUAAAAGUAAUUUUAUUUUCA
This is a messenger RNA of Dinoponera quadriceps, 2200 nucleotides long. Its product is annotated as proton-coupled amino acid transporter 1-like. Lineage: Eukaryota; Metazoa; Arthropoda; Insecta; Hymenoptera; Formicidae. Gene Ontology annotation, cellular component: vacuolar membrane. Gene Ontology annotation, molecular function: amino acid transmembrane transporter activity. The transcript is spliced from 8 exons. The record is from RefSeq and is a predicted model, not a curated record. Gene Ontology annotation, biological process: amino acid transmembrane transport. The coding region runs from base 490 to 1809 and encodes 439 amino acids.